UCCUUCUCCUAUUCACUCGCGCUCGCCCAGACCUGCCCUCCCCACCAGCCAUGUCGCUAUCUCUGGGCCCAUGUCUUGGUGUCUUGCCCACCUGCUCCAGUCGAGCAUAGCACCGCUGGGCGAUUACCACCCUCCUACCCUGGCCUCUGUUACUCACCUUCGAUCCGGACCAGGGUCUCUUCCGUCCCACAUUUAAUAAGCACUGUGUGGGAUCCAGUUGCCCACCAGCAGAGCAAACAGGUGCAUUCUCCGGCAUGCCGUGAAUGCUUCGUCUAAUCCGCCGCCAUGCCUCCCACACUAUCGCCAAUUACCGGUACCGACACAACGGUAACCUUUGGGCCGGUCGCGUGCCUGCAUUCUGCAUCUUAGUCCGCUGCUUAACGUCAAACUCUUAUCACGCCCUGUAUACAGCUGCUGUCUUCAGUCGCCCCUCUGCUGCCAGAAGCAUAAUUCCACCGAGGAAUGGGGUCCUGAACGAGUGUAGCUUCCAAGCUGCCUGGAAGCCAAUGCAACGUGCAGCCAUGUGUGUUGAGCGGGAAACCGCCAAAAUAGGCUUCUCGUUAAUACAUGUGCAAUCUAACACCUAUCCCGUCCCGUUCCAAUCAUCGGGUUUCUCCAUCUUUCAAUUCUCGACAAAGUGGAUACCUGCUCACGUCAACAUCCUUAGGUGUAGCGACGUUUGGACAACCCCUCUACCUAUAGGCACACAGCGCUUACACUCAAUCCACGUGUCGGGUAAGGAUGAAAAACUCUGUACAAGUACACCUAGAGUCAACCGGAUUCAUUGCAUCCAAUCGUAAAUUGGCGUUACCCUUCAUUGUGCCUUGGUAGAAUUCUCGGAACUGGAUGGCGCCUGUGCUUUUCCGCAAUAGCUUGACGCACAAAAGGCAGCUCCACCCAUGCGUCGUAGACAAACACUGCGACUGAACCUCUUUUCUGUAUACCAUCAGUACCUCUUGGGGGACUAAAAUAGAUGGAUCAAAAAAACUAGGUACGUUCAGCAUUCAGUCUUAAACACAGCCUGGAUUAUUACAAAGGGCAUUAUAACCUUGAUAAAACAUCUAGAACUCUUCCCAAGUGGGGAAUCUUUCA
Molecule: messenger RNA, 1092 nt
Organism: Bipolaris maydis ATCC 48331
Lineage: Eukaryota; Fungi; Ascomycota; Dothideomycetes; Pleosporales; Pleosporaceae
Source: RefSeq, a predicted model, not a curated record